Messenger RNA from Aspergillus saccharolyticus JOP 1030-1, 2535 nucleotides. Its product is annotated as cysteine proteinase. Gene Ontology annotation, molecular function: zinc ion binding; cysteine-type deubiquitinase activity. The record is from RefSeq and is a predicted model, not a curated record. Gene Ontology annotation, cellular component: proteasome core complex. Bases 44 to 2434 code for a protein of 796 amino acids. Lineage: Eukaryota; Fungi; Ascomycota; Eurotiomycetes; Eurotiales; Aspergillaceae. Gene Ontology annotation, biological process: proteasomal protein catabolic process; spliceosomal complex assembly; mRNA processing. The transcript is spliced from 6 exons.
CACUGGCAAGGACUUCGUCAUUCUCGCCGCUUCAAAAGCUACCAUGCGAGGUCCUACCAUUAUCAAAGCCGAAGACGAUAAGACAAAACAGUUGAACAAACACAACCUGAUGGCCUUCUCCGGAGAGGCGGGAGACACUGUUCAAUUUGCCGAAUACAUUCAAGCAAACAUCCAGCUAUACACCAUGAGGAACGAUACCGAACUAGGUCCGAACGCGGUUGCCAGUUUCGUCCGCGGCGAGUUGGCUCGAAGCUUGAGAUCCCGGAACCCCUACACAGUCAACCUUCUGCUGGGCGGAAUUGACCCAAUCACUCAGAAGCCUCAUCUUUACUGGAUAGACUACCUGGCUUCUGUGGCUUCCGUACCCUACGCUGCUCAUGGCUAUGCCCAAUACUACUGCUUAUCCACCCUCGACAAACACCACCACCCCGACAUCUCUCUCGAUGAGGGGCUGAAGCUAUUGGAAAUGUGCACGGACGAGCUGAAGCGCAGACUACCGAUCGACUACAAGGGGGUCCUCGUCAAGGUGAUAACCAAGGAUGGUGUGCGGGAGCAAGAUUUUGAUAAUAACAGAAUCUCAAUCAUGUCGAAAAGACAAGCGGAACUGUCGCUAGAAGAGGAAGAACUCUCUAUGAGCUCUUCUGCCUCGAAGAAGGCCCGUGUCGAAGAUGGUGACCUGCCAGAAGACGAAGCGCGCAGCGAAGCUCUGCCGCUUCGCCGCGCCAAUGGUCAGGACAUACUCGCGGCUGCAGAGCAGGAAGGCGAGGAACUCGAGGAAGCAGCACAAGAUCAAGGAGCGGAGUCCUCUGAUGCUAAUAUCGAUGACGACGACGACAAGCCGGCGAUCGCAGCCCCGAAACGUCAAAGCGCGCCACUGGAGGGAUACAGCGACCUCUACCUCGACACCAUCAACCGCGAAAUCCUCGACUUCGAUUUCGAAAAACAAUGCUCCGUGAGCUUGUCUAAUAUCAAUGUAUACGCCUGCCUAGUUUGCGGCAAGUACUUCCAGGGCAGAGGUCCCAAAUCGCAUGCGUACUUCCAUGCGCUUGAGGUUGGACACCAUGUCUUCAUCAACAUGGGAACCAAGAAGGUCUACGUUCUACCUGAAGGAUAUGAGGUUCAGAAUAAGAGCUUGGACGAUAUCAAAUACGUGGUGGACCCGCACUAUAACAAGGAAGAGGUGGCCAAAUUGGACAAAGAGGUUCAUGAUGCGUUCGACCUCGCAGGCAAUCGCUACAGACCGGGAUUUGUCGGCAUGAACAACAUCAAAGCCAACGACUACCUCAAUGUCGUGGUCCAACUCCUCGCCCAUGUUUUCCCUAUCCGCAACUAUUUCUUGUUGCAUGACUUCUCCCAGCCCGGCACGCCCCAACUAGCCGUUCGGUUUAGCACACUGGUCCGCAAGCUAUGGAAUCAUAAGGCUUUCCGGUCCCAUGUCUCGCCGCACGAGCUUCUACAGGAGAUCGCUUUGCGUUCCUCGAAACGAUUCACUCUCACCCAACAAUCCGACCCCGUGGAGUUCCUCUCCUGGUUUCUGAACAACCUCCACCUUUCACUCGGAGGCGCCAAGAAGCCUUCCAAGACGCCAACAAGUGUCGUCCAAGCUGCCUUUCAAGGCCACCUCCGAAUCGAAAGCCAGGCCAUCACCGCCCACUCCGAUACCCAAAACGCGCGCCUGGUCUUCACUGAAUCUGGCACCAUCAACAGCCAAACCACCCCCUACCUCAUUCUCACCCUCGACCUACCCCCGACGCCCCUCUUCCAGUCCUCCAACCGGGAAUCCAUCAUCCCCCAGGUGCCUCUGACCACCCUCCUGAACAAGUACAACGGCAUCACCGCCUCCGAGAAGCUGGCGCAGAGAGUCCGCCACCGGCUCCUCCACCCCUUACCUCCCUACCUCCUCUUCCACAUCAAACGCUUCAGCAAGAACCGCUUCGUAUCCGAGCGUAAUCCAACCAUUGUCACGUUCCCCUCGCCCCGCUCCUUGGACAUGUCGCCCUAUGUCGAGCCGAACCCCGACAUCUGGCCGCACAGCGAGCCGAUCCUAUACGACCUCGUCGCCAACAUCAUCCUCGACCCGACGGUCGCCGCACCCGGCGCCCACGAAGAAGCCGCCGCGGACAAGGGCGUCAACGCAGCAGGCGGUAGCAGUGGUGGGAGUGGGUCAUCCUCGUCGAGCGGCGCUGGUGCGGGGAGCGAGAAGGUCUCCUGGCUCGUACAACUACAUGAUAAGGCCAUGGCUGCGGAAAAUAGCCGCGUGCAGAAAGAACAUGCGGGCGAGCAGCGGGGGCCCGAGUGGCUAGAGAUCCAGGACCUGUUCGUCAAGAAGGCCGAAAGCGAGACCCUGUUCACAAAGGAGGGUUAUCUUAUGGUAUGGGAGCGUCGUAAAGUCCCCGGGAAGGCCAAUCGUAAGGGCAAAGCUGCGGCCAAGUAAUCGCGAGAAGAAGAUGCCCUUUUGACGUUGGCUAUUUAUACCUGCGCUCGUAGGUCAGGACUCCGGUUCAGCGCACAUACCAAUUGAAUCACUGUAUAAUU